AUGGCACCUCUCACUGACGAUGCCGGCGAAACAUUUGGGAAUGUGCCCAGCCAAUGGUCCAAUGCUGGAAAUCACAAAUACUACGGCAGUGGAAACAGAACUAGGUAUGUUCCACAAGGUCUCACUGACGCUGCGACCAAUGAUGUGUUUUUACCGGACGAGACGACAGUUUAUCAACAUCGCUCCGAUGUUUCGCCUAGGCCUGAGGAUGGGGAAGAAUUGCAUUCUAGUCAAGAGCUAGAUGAUAUUAGCAAAAACGCUCCAUCACCACCAGCGGUUAUGGAGUGGGGAAAGUCAUACGAUGAAAAAGCUCAGCCACUGACGGGAAUCAACAAAGAGCAAAUUAUAUCGAUGGGUGAGAAUAAGGAUUAUAGCACCGUAAUGUCGAAACCUGGGGAGAUUAUAGAAAGUUACGACACAGAUAUGGCUUACACUCAGUCUAAUAUAAGCACUGUUCCAGUUCCUGAUAAGCAAUCUGAUUCUAGGGUAGAUUACAAUAAGGAGAAUAAAGAAAAUUUUAAAGAAAUUAUGCAAGAAAUACUACAAACGAGUCCUUGUGACGAAGGCAAACAAAAUGAACCAUCACUUUUGGGGGCAGAACAGAAUAAUGCUUCAGUGAAGAUAAGAAAAAGGCAGAAAAAGGUUUACAGCACCGAAAUAGAUGCGGAUUUAGAUAAAGAUGUUAACCUGAAUGAGGAGCAUCUUGUAGUCUUAGCAGUUAAUAAUCAGUCCAAUGAUGAGGAUGAGGAAGAAGAUGAAGAAAUGUAUGCUGAAGAUGAAUUAUUUUGCUGUGAAGAUGAUGGUGAGGAUUCUGAAAAAAAGAAGAAGAAGAAAAAACGAAAGGAAGCCAAACGCAAGAAAGGUGAGAAGGCUGUAAGUUCCUUGCUGGAGAUAAUGGAGCGAUAUCCUGGCGGCAGAACGGAUAUGGAAGGAAUCGUUAACACGACUGAUCAACCUGACAGUAAACCACAUAUUUUACAUUUAACGGCUGCAAGUUCCUUGCUGGAGAUAAUGGAGCGAUAUCCUGGCGGCAGAACGGAUAUGGAAGGAAUCGUUAACACGACUGAUCAACCUGACAGUAAACCACAUAUUUUACAUUUAACGGCUGCAUCUACGAGCAAAUAUUUGGACUACCGACAGGAUCUCCAAUCUCACCUCCUUUGGCAAAUGUGUACAUGGACAAGUUGCAAAAAGAAUUAG
Protopolystoma xenopodis is the source of this 1200-nucleotide messenger RNA. NCBI's taxonomy places the organism in Eukaryota, Metazoa, Platyhelminthes, Monogenea, Polystomatidea, Polystomatidae. The record is from the annotation of a GenBank genome assembly.